Culex quinquefasciatus (southern house mosquito) is the source of this 303-nucleotide messenger RNA. RefSeq lists its product as uncharacterized. NCBI's taxonomy places the organism in Eukaryota, Metazoa, Arthropoda, Insecta, Diptera, Culicidae. The transcript has 3 exons. The record is from RefSeq and is a predicted model, not a curated record. The coding region runs from base 1 to 303 and encodes 100 amino acids.
AUGUUCGUGGUUGUCGACGGAAAGCUACCUGGACGUCUCCCAGAACGACCAGUCCCACGCAGACGAAGUGGCCAGGAUUGCGCCACCAUUAAGUCCGGUGUUGUACGACGAAGGAGGCUGUCGUCAAUCGCAGCCGAAACCGAAGGCCAGUGUCCCGGAGUUGGACCAGCGGCCGCAGUGAACCUGACCGUGUCAGGAAGUGCCCGGAACCGUGCUACGUUCCGCGGACAGCGAAGAGCAGGAGCUGCUCGAGAUUUGGACAUCCCAGGACCUCUCGGGUUUAUCCCAAGUUUCCCCCCGUGA